UCACGGGAGAUGUAGUCUGGACUCACCGCGCGCAGAUUACGACGUGGAACGUUCGUGUCAGAGGGCGUGACCCGAACGUCAUGACGUAAUACGUUCUUGUUGUUGGCGGGAUAUUCGGAUAGAAACCAGGAAACUGGAAACAAACCCGACAGACAGACAGACAGACAGAGAGCGAGAGGCCGAGAACGCAUUAUUGUGAAGUGUACCUACAAUGGCCAUGCAAAUGCAGUAUGAAGCUGGGGCAACCGAGGAGGAGAACUUUGGGCCCCAAGCCAUAUCCCGUCUGGAGCAAUGUGGAAUAAACGCUAAUGAUGUCAAGAAACUGGAGGAGGCUGGAUUUCAUACGGUUGAGGCAGUCGCAUACGCACCAAAGAAGGAAUUGCUUAAUAUAAAAGGAAUCAGUGAAGCGAAAGCUGAUAAAAUAUUGGCAGAAGCUGCUAAACUGGUUCCAAUGGGCUUUACUACAGCAACAGAGUUUCACCAGCGACGGUCCGAAAUCAUACAGAUAACAACCGGUUCCAAAGAGCUGGACAAACUCUUGCAAGGUGGUAUUGAAACGGGGUCUAUAACGGAGAUGUUUGGAGAGUUCCGUACCGGCAAGACACAGCUGUGUCACACUCUAGCAGUUACAUGUCAGCUCCCCAUUGACCGAGGCGGUGGUGAAGGAAAAGCCAUGUACAUCGAUACCGAAGGCACGUUUCGCCCAGAACGUCUUCUUGCAGUCGCUGAAAGGUAUGGCUUAUCUGGUAGUGAUGUUCUAGACAAUGUAGCAUACGCUCGAGCCUUCAACACGGACCAUCAGACCCAACUUCUGUACCAGGCGUCAGCCAUGAUGGCGGAGUCAAGGUACGCACUUCUCAUCGUGGACAGUGCAACAGCGCUUUACAGGACAGAUUACUCUGGAAGAGGGGAACUCUCCGCGCGACAGAUGCACUUGGCUCGCUUUUUGCGUAUGUUGCUGCGGCUCGCAGAUGAGUUCGGUGUAGCGGUUGUGAUCACAAACCAGGUGGUGGCGCAAGUAGAUGGAGCGGCCAUGUUUGCUGCUGAUCCCAAGAAACCGAUUGGAGGAAAUAUCAUCGCUCAUGCAUCCACUACAAGGUUGUACUUAAGAAAGGGACGGGGUGAAACCCGAAUCUGUAAAAUCUAUGACUCUCCUUGCCUUCCGGAGGCGGAGGCUAUGUUCGCUAUAAAUGCAGAUGGAGUUGGAGAUGCCAAAGACUGAACGUGAUCUAUUUGUUCUCACGUGAAAUGCUGCGGUAAAGACUACUGAAUUGUUCCUCUCGGGGGUGACAAACUCCCAUGCUGGAGCUGUGGAGGCUCUGUCACUUUAUAGACAGCAUGCGGAUACUGAAGCUGGAGUUCCUUCAGAUUGCCAGUAAUGGAAACAUGAAGACUAGUUAUAACACCGUUAAGGCUGUGAACCAGGAUUUAAACCCGGUUUCUCCCACUGCAAGCAAUACAUGUUCCUGUGAAAGAAUUUCUACAGCUGAUCCUCCCUCCCUCCCCUUCCACAAGGGGUAGCUAAAAAAUAUUUUAUUAAAUUUAUCUUUAAUGCUAAAUACACAAACGUUCAUGUAUUUUGUAGAUUUAAUUUUUUUUGUUUACCAACUGACAGCAGCAGAAUAAAUAGUUGUUGUCUUUCUGAUAUCUUCGCCUAAAACAUUUUUGCCCUUUUUCUGUCCGGGAGUGGGUACGAUAAAGAUUCUUCUAACCUCAAAGCUUUAGUUUCCUGCCUGUGAAUACAGGAAUACACGUGUGGCUGGUUUCCCAGCUUUAAAGGCCCGUGCUGACUGCUCACUCAGGAAUUGGGAAAUGACAGCAUUACCUCCCUAGUCAGCCUCAAAACAAGUAUCCAAGUACAUGGAAGGAAGACUGCUGCAGGCUACAAACGCCGGCCCCUUACUCAUCGGAUAACUCGUAGAAUUCCCAUUUCAUCCAAAUUUAGUUGACACUAAUUAGCGGAGUGUCAGUUGUAGUGGUUAUGGUGCUUAGAGUUCCCUUUACGUGAAUGCUGUUAACAGUUGUGAGAACUUGAACUUCUGAGAAACGGCGUGACGGGGAGACCCAGCCUAUAUAAUGCUGUGUGUGUCGUACAUUUCACACCCUGCUAGUCCGUGUUAAAUGAUUUAUUUUGCUCUAUAACAGGCUGUUAUGGUUUUCAUUU
Pelobates fuscus (common spadefoot toad) is the source of this 2164-nucleotide messenger RNA. RefSeq names its product RAD51 recombinase (gene RAD51). Gene Ontology annotation, cellular component: condensed nuclear chromosome. Gene Ontology annotation, biological process: DNA recombinase assembly; double-strand break repair via homologous recombination; reciprocal meiotic recombination. Lineage: Eukaryota; Metazoa; Chordata; Amphibia; Anura; Pelobatidae. The record is from RefSeq and is a predicted model, not a curated record. Bases 212 to 1222 code for a protein of 336 amino acids. Gene Ontology annotation, molecular function: ATP hydrolysis activity; ATP-dependent DNA damage sensor activity; ATP binding. The transcript has 10 exons.